UAAUCGUUUCCACAGUAACCCUCCCCAGGACAAGUGUUCAGAAAACGUCCUCGUGUAAUGUUAGUUUCGAGGUGGCCGUGAAGGCAGCAUAGGACUGUCAUCAGUGAUGUAGCAGCCCGUAUCGUGCUUCCAACACGUGUUGAGAAAAUCUGAGGGGUCGAUGGCUCUAUGAAGAGGCACUUUUACGAAAAACGUCAAUAUUUGGGACGUGAAACUGACUCGGCGGGUAAAGGUUUAUUGAGCCUCUGUGUAGCUGUUUAUUUCUUAAAGUAGGACGCCAUCGUUGAGGAUUAUUUUCGGCAGUAAAGCACCAUGAUGAAAUACAUCCUGGUAACGGGCGGCGUCAUCUCAGGCAUCGGCAAAGGGAUCAUCGCGAGCAGUGUGGGCACCAUCCUCAAGUCCUGCGGCCUGCAUGUGACCGCCAUCAAGAUCGACCCGUACAUCAACAUCGACGCUGGAACCUUCUCACCGUACGAGCAUGGUGAAGUGUUUGUGCUGGACGACGGCGGCGAGGUGGAUCUGGACCUGGGCAACUACGAACGCUUCCUCGACAUCCGGCUCACAAAAGACAACAACCUGACAACCGGGAAGAUCUACCAGUCAGUCAUCAACAAAGAGAGGAGGGGCGACUACCUGGGCAAGACCGUGCAGGUGGUGCCACACAUUACAGAUGCCAUCCAGGAGUGGGUGAUGAAACAGGCCAAAGUUCCCGUCGAUGGUGAUGAAACAGAGCCUCAAGUCUGCGUCAUAGAGCUUGGAGGAACUGUCGGCGACAUUGAGAGCAUGCCCUUCAUCGAGGCGUUCAGGCAGUUCCAGUUUAAAGUAAAGAGGGAGAACUUCUGUAACAUCCACGUCAGUCUGAUACCACAGCCCAGUGCAACAGGAGAGCAGAAGACUAAACCAACACAGAACAGUGUGAGAGAGCUGAGGGGCCUGGGCCUUUCUCCUGACCUGAUCAUGUGCCGUUGCACCACCCCUCUGGAGAAUUCAGUGAAAGAGAAGAUCUCCAUGUUCUGCCACGUAGAGCCUCAGCAGGUCAUUUGCGUCCAUGAUGUCUCGUCCAUUUACAGAGUCCCCCUUCUGUUGGAGGAUCAGGGCGUGGUGGGCUACCUGAGCAGCCGACUCAACAUGCCCAUCGAGACCAAGUCCAGGACCAUGCUCACCAAGUGGAAGGAGAUGUCAGACAGGUCCGACAGACUACUGGAGCAGUGUUCCAUAGCUCUGGUGGGGAAGUACACCAAGUUCUCAGAUUCUUACGCUUCGGUUAUAAAGGCUCUGGAACAUUCUGCUCUGGCCAUCAGCCACAGACUGGAGGUUAAGUACAUUGAUUCGGCAUCUCUGGAGCCGACCACCCUGCAGGAGGAACCGGUGAAGUACCACGACGCAUGGCAGAAACUCUGCAGCGCUGAUGGCGUUCUUGUUCCGGGGGGUUUCGGUGUUAGAGGAACUGAGGGGAAGAUUCACGCCAUCAACUGGGCCAGGAAGCAGAGGAAACCCUUCCUAGGGGUCUGUCUUGGAAUGCAGCUGGCUGUGUGUGAAUAUGCCAGGAACGUGCUGGGCUGGCCAGAUGCUAACUCCACUGAGUUCGACCCAGAGUCAAAACAUCCUGUGGUGAUCGACAUGCCAGAGCACAACCCUGGGCAGAUGGGCGGAACCAUGAGGCUGGGGAAGAGGCGGACCAUUUUCAAAACCAGCAACAGCAUUAUGCGGAAACUUUAUGGAGACGCAGAAUAUGUGGAGGAGAGGCACAGACAUCGCUUUGAGGUCAACCCUGAACUUAAGAGUCACUUUGAAGACAAAGGCUUCCGCUUCGUUGGACAGGAUGUGGAAGGAGAGCGGAUGGAGAUCAUAGAACUCGAUGAUCACCCGUACUUCGUUGGAGUGCAGUACCACCCAGAGUUCACGUCUCGGCCCAUCAAGCCAUCUCCUCCGUACCUGGGCUUGCUGCUGGCAGCUGCAGGGAAGCUCCAGGGUUAUCUACAGAAAGGAUGCCGGCUGUCUCCACGGGACGUGUACAGCGACAGGAGUGGCAGCAGCACCCCGGACUCUGAAAUAUCCGAGAUUCCCACUUGUUACUGAUCCUGCAUGAACUUCUAUACUGGCUGUGCUGUGGCAGCUGCUUUUAGUGUGAACUCUGUAUGAACUGGUCAAUAAACUCAUCCAGUACUGGAGUGAUUCACCCGUC
Molecule: messenger RNA, 2185 nt
Organism: Poecilia reticulata (guppy)
Lineage: Eukaryota; Metazoa; Chordata; Actinopteri; Cyprinodontiformes; Poeciliidae
Gene: ctps1a
Product: CTP synthase 1a
Biological process (GO): pyrimidine nucleobase biosynthetic process; CTP biosynthetic process
Cellular component (GO): cytoplasm; cytoophidium
Molecular function (GO): identical protein binding; CTP synthase activity
Source: RefSeq, a predicted model, not a curated record